AUGGCCGACGAAAGCGUCACUCCGGCGCCUCCAAGGCAGUACUCAAAGCGAGUCGAGGAUCAAGUCGAACACCAAGCCGCCACUCUCCCUCCCCUAAAGGAGAAAGAUGCCGUUGCCAUUGCGGCGGCCGGCGGCUAUGUUGUCGACGACCUUAUCAACGAUAUGGAGCAGCAGCUUGCUGCUGCUGGUGGCAUGCGCAAGAGCUUCUGGGACCUUGAAUUCAAGGACCCGCGCCAUUUCACCUGGGUCAUUGUCGCCUUCGCCUCCAUGGGUGGUCUGCUUUCGGGACUCGAUCAGUCCCUCAUCAGCGGUGCUAACCUUUUCCUGCCCAAGGAUUUGGGCUUGACUACUGCUCAGAACAGUCUGGUCAACUCGGGUAUGCCGCUGGGCGCUGUUGGUGGUGCAUUGAUUUUGGGUGUGUGCAACGAGAAUUUCGGUAGAAGGUGGUCCAUUAUCAUCUCCACCAUUCUUUACACUAUCGGCGCCGCACUUGAGGCUGGAUCGAUGAACUAUGGUAUGAUUGUCGCCUCCCGUGUCAUUCUUGGUGUCGGUGUCGGUUUGGAAGGUGGCACCGUCCCCGUCUACGUCGCCGAGACCGUCGAGCGCAGGAUCCGCGGUAACCUCGUCUCCCUCUACCAAUUCAACAUCGCGCUGGGCGAAGUCCUCGGCUACGCCGUCGCGGCUAUGUUCCUGCGCGUGCCGGGUAACUGGCGCUACAUCCUGGGCUCCUCGCUCGUCUUCUCCACCAUCAUGUUCUUCGGCAUGCUGUUUCUGCCCGAGUCCCCCCGCUUCCUUAUGCACAAGGGUAAGACGCUCGAGGCCUACAAGGUGUGGAAGCGGAUCCGCGGCGUCGAGCGGCAGGACGCCCGCGAGGAGUUCUUCGUCAUGAAGGUUUCCGUCCUCGACGAGCAGCAGGCCAUAGCCGAGGGCUCCAGCAACAAGCGCUUCCCCUGGAUGGACUUCUUCACCAACCCGCGCGCCCGCCGUGCCCUCAUCUACGCCAAUAUUAUGAUUCUACUGGGACAACUGACCGGAGUCAACGCCAUCAUGUACUACAUGAGCAUCCUCAUGAACCAGAUCGGCUUCAACGAAGAGAAGUCAACAUACAUGUCCCUCGUCGGUGGCGGCUCCCUCCUCAUUGGCACCAUCCCCGCCAUCUUCCUCAUGGAGAAGUUUGGCCGCCGCUUCUGGGCUAACAUGAUGUUGCCCGGGUUCUUCGUCGGACUCGUUAUCAUCGGCGCCAGCUACCAGAUCAACGUCGAGACCAAUCUCCUGGGCGCCGAGAUCUGCUACCUCAUCGGUCUCGUCCUCUACAUGGGUUUCUUCGGUUGCUACGCCUGUCUAACCUGGGUCGUGCCGUCGGAGGUGUACCCUACUUAUCUUCGAUCCUACGGCAUGACCACCUCGGACGCCCUGCUCUUCCUCGCUUCUUUCGUCGUCACAUACAAUUUCUCGGCUAUGCAAGAGGCCAUGACCCGCACAGGUCUCACCCUCGGCUUCUACGGCGGAAUUGCGGUGUUGGGUUGGUUUUACCAGAUCAUCUUCAUGCCUGAGACUAAGGACAAGACUCUGGAGGAGAUUGAUCUCUUGUUUGAGAGGCCCACAAGGGAGAUUGCUGCCGAGAAUAUCAAGAACACCGUUCAGGGUUUCGCGGAUUUCUUUAUGGGUCGGUGGAGCAAUUUGCGCCCGACUGUCCGAGGCGGAUAUUAUGAGGGAUGA
Molecule: messenger RNA, 1719 nt
Organism: Pseudomassariella vexata
Lineage: Eukaryota; Fungi; Ascomycota; Sordariomycetes; Amphisphaeriales; Pseudomassariaceae
Product: and other transporter-domain-containing protein
Exons: 3
Coding region: 1-1719 (572 amino acids)
Biological process (GO): transmembrane transport
Cellular component (GO): membrane
Molecular function (GO): myo-inositol:proton symporter activity
Source: RefSeq, a predicted model, not a curated record